CAGUCGCCUCGCCCGCGGCAGCCCGCGCGCACGUCGCGUAUCGUUCUCAUUAAUUCGCGUCGCUCUGCGAUAACCUUGCACAUUUAAAUUAAACGUAAUCCCGCGUACUCCAUUCACAUCAACAAACUUGUGCUUUGUACAGACAUCGACAGUUUCAAUCGUGCAAUAGGUCGAUAGACCAGUUUACUAUCCACUGUGACCAUAUGAUUCGCAUCUGACCGCGCAUUCAUCUCGGAUAUCGGUUCAAGUUUUGCGGACCAACUGAAAGUGCAGUGGUAAACAGAUAAUUAGGUCUUACUUGAAGAAAAAGUGCUUAACGAUUGCCCCAAUUUGAGGAUUACUUUAUCGGAGAUGUGAUUGUUGACGUUGUGAUUAUCGUACCAGUGGCGUUACCAGGAUAGUGCGAUGGCUGGUGCAAGUGAGGAAGGAGUGUCCGUGGAGGAAACGACACCUGCCGCGGAGGGCCGCAAGCGAGGCUUAAGCGGGUCAAUGUCGCUCAGGACCCGCAAGCUUGGGAGGCGCCUUUCGCGCAGCAUGUCCAUUGUUGCGCUCAAGUUGCCAGAAAAGGCGCAAAGUAUAACUCGUUCAUCAUCCAAGCUGAUGAAAUCAGGUAGUCGCGAUAAGAAGAACAGAUCCUUUGAGCUCUCUAUUAUACUACCGGACAAGACGCAAAAACAGGUGAUGGUAUGGGGCACCAGUACGGUAGCUGAAGUGGUAUCGGAGCCUAUACAAGAGGCCGGUGCUGUGAUCGCUGGUUUACCAUCAGGGCCUCUAUCGACGCCGCAAACCUUAGCCCUGACCGCACCUUUACCUCCACCAUCAGCUCUCUCUGGACCUCCAGCGGUGUUGCUGUUCCUCGGGGGUUCCAAAGCACCGGUAGACCCGAGAGCGUCCGCACUCUCUCUAGAAGGUGAAGUCAUUGUGGUAGAGAAUGAACCCCCGAUAUGGGACGGCAAGGAUCUGGAGACGUUCCUUGCUUGGGAGAAGAUGUACGCCUCAACAUUGUUCUCAGCAUUGGAGUUGUACGGCAAGCCGCUAUUGAGGGCGGCAGUCAUCACGCGGGAGGAAUAUCAUUUGCUGUUCUAUUAUUUGGAAUCCGUGUCGGAAGCGAGCGAGGCUCUCACUGAACGAAUGAGAAAGUACAUCGAUUCCGGAUUGCUGAUUAAUGAGAGCCACAAAGAAGAUACUGACACUUUAGUGGAGAACGAAGAUGUCACGGAAGAAGAUGAUAGCAAAAGUUUGUUAACGGAACUUAUAAAUGAAGGUGUUCUUACCAGGAAAGACGUCGACAAUUCUUCCGUAAUCACAAGUUCAGAAUACACAGGGCAAAGCGACGUCAACCGAAAAUUAGACGACACAGAUAAUUGUUCGAGCGUCUCCUCUAUAGGUGUCAGUCUUCGAAAAAUAUUUGUAGACAUUCCAGUGGAUACUAAUGAUCCCGAUGUGGACGGUUCGGUUGUAGAGAACGAAAUCGAAAGUGUGUCGCUGCGAAAUAGUCGACAGUGCUGCGUCGAUCAUCGGAUAUCGGCCGAUGCUUCCGAAAACGUGUGGGCCAACGUAAGGUGGGAUUUUCUCAAUCCUUCAGAUUAUGGAUACGAUCAAAUUCCGAGCGUGAAACGGAGCCGCUCUGAAUCUGCGAUCACUCCAACGGCGAACCGACGGCGACACGACGAAAUCUACGAGAGACUUCGCGACGACGCUGAGUCCUGCGGAAGCAUGACGCCAUACGAAUCUAUAGAGGAUCUGUACGACUGUAUUAAGAACACGUCGUAUAUGAGCGCGGCCGCUGUAGAGUCGUCGCCGUCCACUGAGAGUCAAUCGGAGCCGCAAUACCCUGACUACGACGAGAAGUCGAUCGCAACGCGCCAAAGUUCCGCAAGCAGCGACAAGAGUGGUGCCUCGUCCGCCUUUCCGUUUUCAAAAUGCGGAUCCAGUGACUCAACGACGUAUACGUCGUGCGAAUCUACAAGUGGCAUCAGCACUUUCGCUCCGAAGUGCAGUCCAAUUUUGAAGAGUCGCGAUCUUCCGCCGCCGCCGACGGUGGGCGAGGUCAGCGAGAGUGCGAUAUUGCUGAGACAGCUGUUCAUGGGCGAGCUGGUGGACGUGUACGGCGAGUACCUGGCGGCGUACCCGCACGCCCGCGCGCUGCUGCGGCGUAAGGCGCGGCGAGAUGACCACUUUGCGGCGCUCGCUGAUAUCCGCAGAGGAGCUGCAAAGUAUUCUAUCGCCGACUACCUAGAGCUACCGAUCGAGCGGUUGGCGCAAUAUGAGCGUCUGGUUGGCAGUGGAUGCGGGCGGCGGCGUGCUGCGCGGCUGUCCGAUCUGGAGCGUGUGCAGGACCUCUUCCCUCACGACUUCCUCGCUCUCCACGAUGCAGAUGCGCCUGCCGCGCUUGCAUCACACCACCAGAAAUCCAAGAGUCUCCGUAAAAGGCCGAGCUUGGACAUCGGUGGUGCUGUCAACACCAACAACAAUCUGUCACCUCGCACCUUCAUAAUGGAGGCGCCGGUGCAACUAUGCCCAUUGGGUUCAACCUCCCCACCGCUCGACCGCCACCUUUUCCUCUUCAGCGACCUCCUCCUAGUUGGGAAGUCGCGAGGGACCAAUUGCUUCAAGUUGAAGGAGAGCGUGAGAUUAGUGGAGGUGUGGCUCUCACUACCUGAUAGUGACGACACCGGCUUCCUGCUCGGUUGGCCGACUAGCAUAGGUGUCGCUAACUACCUCGCUACCUACCCCACACAAGCUGCUAGAGAUACUUGGUACAGGAAAAUCCAAAACGCUUUAAACUCACAACUGAACACAGAGCCAAAGUCGACAAAUAUUCAAAUCUUUUAUAAAGAUUUAGCGAGUUCCAUCGAAUUUUGUAAGACGGUAUCCGUAAGUCCGGAGAUGAACGCGCGCUGCGUGGUGCGGCAGGCGCUGCACGUGAUGCAGAACGGCGGCCGCGGGGCGGACGCCGGGGACGGGGAGGGGGAGCACGAGGGCAGGCUGGGCGCGCCCGCGGACUUCACCCUGUACGUUAGAACCGCUAGGGAUGCGCCGCCAACACCCCUGCAGGGUAUCGAGAGACCACACGCCGUCCAGAUGUCUCGCAUCAGACAAACGUUAUCGAAUGAAGAUGGAUUUGAUUUAGAACACGUCAACGCCAAAAACAAUCCCUGUGGGCUCAUCUUCGAGCUGAGAAAGAAAAAUCAAGUCAUUAAAAGUGCUAGCAAUCAGGGAGGUAAAGGUCUUCGUCUGCUCCGUCGCGGCGGGCGUCUGUUCGGUGUGGCGCUGACGCGGCUGUGCAACGGCACGCCGCCGCCCGCGCUGCUGCAGGCGCUGCGCAGACUGCGCGCCGUCGCACCGCUCACACACGGCGUCUUCCGGCGCAGCGCCAACGCUAAAGCGCUUAGGCUGCUCAGAGAUAAGUUGGACGCGCUGGGCCCGUGGGCGACCGGCUGCGCGGACAGUGUUGUCGAUCCCGCCUGA
Papilio polytes (common Mormon) is the source of this 3471-nucleotide messenger RNA. RefSeq lists its product as uncharacterized. The record is from RefSeq and is a predicted model, not a curated record. Gene Ontology annotation, molecular function: guanyl-nucleotide exchange factor activity; GTPase activator activity. NCBI's taxonomy places the organism in Eukaryota, Metazoa, Arthropoda, Insecta, Lepidoptera, Papilionidae. The coding region runs from base 406 to 3471 and encodes 1021 amino acids. The transcript is spliced from 11 exons.